AUGUUCAUAGGGCUCGGUCUUCUAAUAGCCUCAUUUUCAUUUAUCUGCUACAAACAUCCGCCAUGGUCACUUCUGGCAUGGUUUCGCCACCAUUCCCCUCCUUCUCUCGCGGGAGCCAAAUCAAAGCACGAUGCGCCUCCCUCAAAGACAGAAGAUACACCAAGUAUAACGACUACUGUCCCUACCGAAACACUUUCUGAAUCGACCAAAGAAGCGUCCGUCAAGAUCUCAAAACAAAAUGAAGUCGACAAAGACAGAAAAGCCAUGCCACCACCCCCACCUCCAACCUUCAAGAAACCCUCAUCUCCAACAACACCAAAAGCCUCAUCCUUCCCCUCGAACCCCUCCUCAAUACCAUCCUUCAACCUCGGAGACAGCACCGCAGACGACGACGAAGACCCCUACGCAUCCAUGCCACCACCGCAAUUCCCCGCCCUAAACUCCGCCCAAAGAGCAGGCGCUCCACGCGCACCACCUACACUCCAACCCACCCCCUCAGCAGGUCUAAUGGCACCACCCUCACGAACAACAGGUUUAAUGGCACCACCCCGCGGUCCCCUUCCAAACCGCGGCCCUCCAACAUCCACCUCCUCCCUCGCCCUCCCGCCAACCCACUCCGCGCCUCCCACAAAACCAAAACGCAAAGUGCAGCUCACGCCAGGCCACUCGCCCCUAGACUGGGCGCGUCUAGCCUCUUCCCCCACCGCAAACCUGCGCGGGCUACCACCCUCAACACCAUACCUCAAGAUCGCGCCCUCACAGCUCAAAGUAAUGACUGGGCGGAAGGGGAAAGACGCGUGGACGGUGUUAGGCGGGAGAGUCUAUAACAUCACUCCGUACGCGGCGUUUCAUCCUGGGGGUGUGCCGGAGCUGAUGCGGAGCGCGGGGAAGGAUGGGACGAGGAUGUUUGCGGAGGUGCAUCCGUGGGUUAAUUGGGAGGGGAUGUUGGAGGGGUGUUUGGUGGGGACGGCGGUUGAGGAGGGGGAGGGGACGGGGCAAGGGGUCGUGGUGGGGGAGGGGAUGGAGGAUAUGGAUUGA
This is a messenger RNA of Glarea lozoyensis ATCC 20868, 1038 nucleotides long. RefSeq names its product Cytochrome b5-like heme/steroid binding protein. The transcript has a single exon. Bases 1 to 1038 code for a protein of 345 amino acids. Lineage: Eukaryota; Fungi; Ascomycota; Leotiomycetes; Helotiales; Helotiaceae. The record is from RefSeq and is a predicted model, not a curated record.